AUGGAUGUCACAGUCACAAACGAUGGAGCUACGAUUUUGAGCUUACUCGAUGUCGAACACCCGGCUGGAAAGAUCUUGGUCGAUCUCGCUCAGCAGCAAGACAAGGAGGUUGGAGAUGGCACAACUUCGGUUGUGUUGAUAGCAGCGGAGCUCCUUCGACGUGGAAACGAAUUGAUGAAGAACAGGAUACAUCCCACCACCAUCAUAACCGGAUACAGGUUAGCCCUCCGCGAGGCAGUAAAGUAUAUGAACGAAAACAUCAGCAUCAAGGUUGAAAACUUGGAGAAAGAUAGCAUGCUGAACAUCGCCAAAACCUCCAUGUCCAGCAAGAUUAUCGGGUCGGACAUGGAUUUCUUUGCAAAGAUGGUUGUUGAUGCUAUGCUCUCUGUCAAGACGACAUCUCCCAAGGGUGAAGUAAAAUACCCCGUCAAGGCGGUCAAUCUGCUUAAAGCACACGGAAAGAGUGCCACGGAGUCGAUACUGGUCAACGGUUAUGCUUUGAACUGCACUAUCGCGUCUCAGGCCAUGCCCACCAGAAUAACAGAUGCAAAAAUUGCCUGUCUUGACAUGAACCUUCAGAAGGAGCGAAUGAAGCUCGGAGUUCACAUUACUGUUGAAGAUCCAACCCAGCUGGAGAAGAUCCGUGAGCGAGAGGCUGGCAUUGUCAUUGACAGAAUAGAGAUGAUCCUCAAGGCCGGUGCCAACGUCAUCUUCACCACCAAGGGAAUUGAUGACAUGUGCUUGAAGAUGUUUGUGGAAAAGGGCGCCAUGGCUGUUCGACGGUGCAAGAAGGAAGACCUGCGAAGAAUCGCUAAGGCUACCGGUGCCACUCUCCUCAGCACACUCUCCGACCUCAACGGAGAUGAGAAGUUUGAAACCUCCAGCUUGGGCUACGCAGACGAGGUUGUGCAGGAGAGAAUAUCCGAUGACGAGUGCAUUUUGGUCAAGGGAACCAAAGUCUUCAGCUCCGCGUCAAUCAUCCUCCGUGGAUCUAACGAUUUCCAACUAGACGAGAUGGAACGAUCAGUCCAUGAUUCUCUGUGUGCUGUCAAGCGAACACUUGAGAGUGGUUCCAUUGUUCCAGGAGGCGGUGCUGUAGAGACAGCUCUUCACAUCUACCUUGAGGAGUUUGCAAGCACAGUGAGCUCCCGAGAGCAACUUGCAAUCGGUGAAUUUGCCCAGUCUCUGCUCAUCAUCCCCAAGACACUGGCUGUCAAUGCUGCCAAAGACGCAUCCGAGCUUGUAGCUCAGCUACGCUCUCGCCACGCCCACGCCCUUCGUGUCCAAGAGGGCGUUGCCAAUGAAGCCGAUAAAGCUAUCGCCAAGCAAAAGAACUAUCGAAACUACGGGCUCGAGCUCCUGAAGGGCCGAGUAACUGAUUCCGUCAAGGCUGGUGUCUUGGAACCCAGCAUGAGCAAAGUGAAACAGCUUAAGAGUGCCGUCGAAGCAUGCAUUGCCAUCAUGAGAAUCGAUACCAUGAUUAAACUGGAUCCCGAGAAGCGCGAAGAUGACGGACAUGGCCAUUAG
Trichophyton benhamiae CBS 112371 is the source of this 1527-nucleotide messenger RNA. RefSeq lists its product as uncharacterized. The record is from RefSeq and is a predicted model, not a curated record. Gene Ontology annotation, molecular function: ATP hydrolysis activity; ATP binding; ATP-dependent protein folding chaperone. The transcript is spliced from 4 exons. NCBI's taxonomy places the organism in Eukaryota, Fungi, Ascomycota, Eurotiomycetes, Onygenales, Arthrodermataceae. Gene Ontology annotation, cellular component: chaperonin-containing T-complex. Bases 1 to 1527 code for a protein of 508 amino acids. Gene Ontology annotation, biological process: protein folding.